GUGCUCAACGUCGACUCGCUGACGACAGCUGAGCCCCCUCGGGCGUCCGCUUUCGACGACAAGAAAAAGUACAAGCAGGCCCUGGAGGAGUUCAGCUUGUCUCUCGCUGACAAGCACAGGGUCGGGUACGUUGACCCCGACGAUCGCGAGCUGGGUCACUGCCCCGUCGAGUUGACCCGGCUGCCCUUCCCGGAGGAGCUCGAGAGGCCGAGGCUCGCGGUCGUCGAGGCGUCUGGCGGCGAGGCCGACGAGGACGACAUCUGGGCCAAGAUGCCGCCGAAGCUGAUGAAGCGCACGGCCAAGCACUUGCUCGGCUAG
Prorocentrum cordatum is the source of this 318-nucleotide messenger RNA. The record is from the annotation of a GenBank genome assembly. Lineage: Eukaryota; Dinophyceae; Prorocentrales; Prorocentraceae.